Colossoma macropomum (tambaqui) is the source of this 6290-nucleotide messenger RNA. It is a transcript of the gene prrc2a, whose product is annotated as proline-rich coiled-coil 2A. Lineage: Eukaryota; Metazoa; Chordata; Actinopteri; Characiformes; Serrasalmidae. The transcript has 16 exons. The record is from RefSeq and is a predicted model, not a curated record. Gene Ontology annotation, biological process: cell differentiation. The coding region runs from base 423 to 6101 and encodes 1892 amino acids.
UGCUGCGCUGCAGCCCUCAGUAGCCGUUGACGGCUCUAGUAGUAGAGACGGACCGAAACCAUUCUUCUAUAUAGUAUUUUUAUUUUCCCUUUUUUCAUUUAUUUUGUGGAAAAAAGGAAAAAGGAGUACAAGUAAGCUACACAUCCGUCUACAGUAUUCUCUAUCUGCAACGGUAGCCUUGUUUUAUUUGGCUAGGCGAAGCUGUCCGGAUUUGGCUUGUAUUUAGACUUGGGCUGCUUUUCUGCCAGCUAGCUAACCUAGCUGAACAACAACAACGUGAGCUUUAGCCGAUACAUAAAAAUAGCUGGCUGUAAACUAAUCUUGUUGAGUUAUUAAUCAUAAUACCACAGCAAUACAACCUCGAGACGAGUCGGAACAAGACCAGUCUCAGGGCUCACCAUACUCAAUGAGCGUACAGCGCAAUGUCAGAGCGCUCUGGGCAAACAGCAAAGGGGAAGGAUGGCAAAACCAAGUAUGCGUCUCUCAACCUGUUUGAUACUUACAAAGGAAAGAGCCUUGAAGCACAGAAGCCUGUUGUUACCCCUCGUCAUGGCUUGCAGUCUCUUGGUAAAGUUGCCUCUGCACGGCGCAUGCCCCCCCCAGCCAACCUGCCCAGUCUGAAGGCGGAGAACAAAGGCAACGACCCCAACGUCUCGCUCGUUCCCAAAGACGGCACAGGAUGGGCAAGCAAGCAGGAUCCAGCAGACCCAAAGAGUACCGAUGUAUCGUCAGCACCGCAGCCGGAGUCGCAGCCGCCUGCGGCUUCACAGACGCCUGCGCCGAGCCUGCCGAGAACACCUCCAGCUCAAGAGGCCCAAACUACAGCUCUAGCCGCAGGGACAAGGUCCUGGGCUCAGGCCAGUGUUACACAUGGAGCACAAGGAGAUGGUGGAAAGGGAUCAAACCAACCGUCGCCAUUCUCUCGCGAGGAAUUUCCCACCCUGCAGGCGGCGGGAGACCCGGACAAAGCUGGCAAAGAACAGGCCACUGCAGAUCAGUGGUAUGGGCCAGGACCAAGCCUCCGCCCCCAGAAUGUGACGAGUUGGCGGGAUGGUGGGGGCCGUGCAUUGGCACCCACCAUACCUGGGGAGGGGGUAGUGGAGGGCGGUACUGGGGGUGCAAUGACACUGGAGGGUGCUGCUGGGGCCCCUCCCCUCCAGCAGAAUCCGCCCUCCCUUGGGCCGCCUAGAAACCCUCCUGCCGGCAGCCCCACCCUUCCUCUCCCCCAGCCUCCUGUUGGCCCGCAGUUCCCUGCUUACAGAGGAAUCAUGCCUCCUUUUAUGUACCCACCUUAUCUGCCCUUCCCGCCCCCUUAUGGUCCACAGGGGCCUUACAGGUUUCCACCACCCAAUGAGGCUGCUAGAUUCCCUCGUUCGCAGGGCGUUGCUGGACCGGAUGGGAGGCCCCCAACUGGUCCCCGUGGUGAGGUGGUCAGACGCCCCUCCAUCCUCAAACAGGAUGACCUCAAGGAGCUGGACGAGUUAGAUCAUGAUGGAGAUGAAGGGUGGGCCGGGGCACAAGAGGAGAUUGACUACUCCGCCAAGUUGAAGUUCAGCGAUGAUGAAGGAGAUGAUGAAGGGGAGGAGGACAAGACUGAAGGCCAGAAUGGAAUUCGGGAGCAGCAGAAGUCCCAAGACGGACCUGCCACAGGUUUACGUUCUCAAACGUCUGACAGCGGAGGGGAGAUGCGGCACACCCCUCCUUCCAGUAGCGAUGACGCCUCACCAGCACCCUCCAGCAAGCCAAGUUGGGCCGAGGAGGGAGGAAGUGGCUGGGGUGCUCAGACAAGCACUGGACCCUAUCAGGAUCGGCCCCCAAACCAGGUGACCUCCCAAAAGCCACCUCAGGCUCAGCCAGGUGGUCCUGCCCCUCCAGCCUCAAGCGUCUUGCUUCCCCAGCAGCAGGGUGAAGAUGAGGACGAGACAUGGCGCCAGCGGAGGAAGCAGUCGUCCUCAGAGAUCUCUGCUGCGGUGGAGCGAGCCCGACGUCGUCGCGAGGAGGAAGAACGUAGGAUGGAAGAAGAGAGGCGUGCUGCAUGUGCUGAGAAGCUAAAGAGGCUGGAUGAGAAACAGCAGCAGCAGAAGCAACAGCAACUUCAGCAGCAGCAGAGCGUCAAGCCCAGUGCUGCUGGGGACGUUCCUACAACCAGUCCCAGCCCGUCCCUUCCGACAUCAGUGUCCUCCUCCAGUGCCAGUCAGCCCCCAUCACCCUGCGUGGACAUAGAGGAGCCUCCUCUUGCAUCCGCUCAGGCGGGUGUCACUACAUUGGGGCUAAGUGCUAAUGCUAAUAACAGGCAAAGGGCUGGCAGCAACAGCAGCUAUGACUCAAACACUGAGUCCCCACAAGUUGCUCAGCCUCUCGCCCCUCAGCAUCAGCAGCCUCUUGAAGUCCCAGGACAAGGGGAAAGCAAAGAGGAGCCCAUAGCAAGUGGUGCACACAUCCGCAGCAGCAGAAGUGGAGAUGAAUCUGUGAAGACAGAAGCGGUGUCAGGAGGAGCAGGACGGCAAGGGGGUGGAAUGCCUAGCCAGGGCUUUUCCAAAUACCAGAAGUCUCUGCCACCUCGCUUUCAGAGACAACAACAGGAACAGCUCCUCAAACAGCAGCAGCAGUGGCAGCAGCAGCAACAGCACAACCAGGCAGCCCAAGCCCAGCUCCAGUCCCAGCCGACUCAGCAGGGCCCCUCUCCUGGUGCCACACCACAGUCGGGCCCUAAACAGCCUGCCCUUUACCCACCUGGCUCCAUGGGACGACCUCCUCCUCUGCCCAUGAAUUUCGACCCUCGUUGGAUGAUGAUGCCAUACAUGGAUCCUCGCAUGAUGCAGGGUCGUCCCCCUCCCAUGGAUUACUACCCUGCCAGCAUGCAUCCCUCUGGACUGAUGAGUCGGGAGCGCUCUGAUUCAGGUGGCUCUGGUUCAGACCCCUUCGAUAGGCAACAGCAUGGAGGUCCUCCUCAUCCUCAUCGUGGUACACCCCCCAUGGAUCCUAAACUGGCCUGGGGACCAGAUGUUUUUCCAGGGGCUAGUGAGGGUCGGGCUUUGAGUUCUCCCUUAAGGCAGAAACAGACUCUGGAGGAGGAAGACAUUGGUAAAGGCCCAAGGUCUGACACUCCUCCAGUGCGCAUGCGAGAAGGUGGUACGGGCCCCAUUCAGCCACCCGGUGUGGCACCUAAUUCUCCUUCAGGAUCCUCUGAUCAAAAUACAGCACCUAUGGGGACUCAAGUUGGUUGCCAGGGAGGCAGCCAUCACCAGCCCUUCUUAGCAGGGCGAGGAAACUACAGCACCUUUGCUGACAAUGGAUCCAGGAUGGCCACUCACCCACAGCAAAGGGGGAGCAGUGCUGGAGAGCUUCGUGGCUUUGGCCAUCAGGAUGAAGGUCCACAGGGCAGCCAGCAGAGUCAAAUCUGGGGGGCCCCACAUGCCCACUUUGACCGCAACGGUCGUGCAGAUCUCUCUUCCUUGGAGAACAACCCCCAUUUGCAGCACCAUCACGCUCAUCACUCUCAUCCCUCUCAUUUCUCUCUUCAUCCACACAAACAGGAAAAUGGCAGAGAGCAGGAGAGAGGAGGAGAGCCCAAAAAGAGCGAAACCUCACCUCCACUCCACCAGCCGUCCCUGUCCUCCUCCUGCUCCUCCUCUUCCUCCUCCUGUUCAGCAAGAGAGGACAGCAGUGGAAAGCAGUCACUACAUCACCCACAUCCUCAUCACGAGCAUGACACUGGACAUGGAAAUGUUGGUGGCCGGAAACAGGACAAAACGGGAGGCGCAUAUUCUCACACGCAGUCCUCCCAGCAUACAGUGCAGCAGCACCACUCCAAAGCUAAUUCACGUGGUCGGGAGCAAAAGACUGAAACACAGUGGGGUCCAAGGCCGGGAAGCAGCAAUGUGAGUGGUGGACCUGCACAUAUCAGAAAGGCAGGUUCUGGACACACAGGAGGAGAAGACUCCAGUAAUCAGAUUGAUAAGCCUGUUGUCCAGUCAGGAGGUGGUAACCCAAACAAGCGGGCAGGUCCUAUUAAGCGGCCUGUGCUGAAGGAAAUGAAGAGGGAGGGCGGUGAAGGUGAAGGAGGAGAGAAAGUCACCGGAGGCUCUGGUAAAGAUAAAGAACAAGAUGCAGGUCAGGCAUCGGUCAAGCAAGAAUUAACCUCUGGUCCUCAGUCCUCAUCUGGACCCUCUGGGAAAGAUGAACCCCCACCAUCUGGAAAACCAAGAAAUGGUGGAAAAGAUCGAGGUGCAGGUGGGGGACCUAGUAAAGGACCCAAAGAAGGGGACAACUUUGUCCAGGCCUCUGGCUGUCCACCUCCACUGUCUAGAAGGGACAGGGAGCGUUCUUAUGAAACAAGUGGUAGUGGAGGAGGUCCUGCUUGCCAUGCGGGCUCUUCACGAGGCAACCGAGCAAACCGUGGAAGAGGAGAGUUUUAUGGUCGGGGCAGAGGCUACAGGGGCACUUACACGGGCAGCGCACGUGGCAGAGCAGGGGGUAGAAACAGUCGAGACUACAGGUCAGCUGCCAACAGUGGCUAUCAGCAUGGCUCCUCCAACCAAGAUUACAAGAGAGAAGUAUCGUCUGGCAGACAUGGGCAGGGAGGCUCUCAGCCUAAUCCUGGACGUGCCAGAAACCACAGUGAGACACGAAGUGAGGGAUCAGAAUAUGAGGAGGUGCCGAAAAGGAGGAGGCAGAGGGGCUCCGAAACAGGCAGCGAGAGCGCUGCUAGUGACCUCGCUCACUCUGACAAGGAGGAUCGCAAAGCAAACCCAAAGAAAGGAACAAUUGGCGAGAACCCAGCUAUGACCAAUUCAUCCAGCUCAGCCCCUCCUAGAAACACCCAAGCCAGAGUAUUCACGCCUAGGGGAGUGCCUUCUAGACGUGGCAGGGGUGGAGGUGGCGCUGGGGGAAGCGUUUACAGAAGCGCAGGCGGUGGAGGAGGAAUGUCUGGCGGACACCGUGCUGGGUCUGGUUCUUCUUCUCAAGGUUUGUCUGUCAAAUCCUCUGCAUCGGUCCGAAAGCAGCAUACACCCUCGCAACCCUCCCCACCAAAAGAAGCGAAUCGUGGACCUAACGGGGAAAAGAAGGAGAAGACCGCAGAGCAAGGCCAGGCUCAGAGCCAAGGCAUAAACUCUUCAGUACCCUCUGUUCCUUCUGUGCCCACAACUGCCCACCAGGGCACUGAAAAUGGAGGUCUGAUUCAGCUGUCCUCGGGCCACACCACAUCCAAUUCCACUGGUCCCACAACCAAACCAGUCCCUCUGCCUAACGCAGACGGGCGGAGUCUUCCGCACAGAGGUUUUGAGCGACCCCCUCGUCGCAGGCGCCACGGAAGGUCCCAGCAUCAGCAGGAUAAGCCUCCUAGAUUCCGUCGACUGAAGCAGGAGCGUGAGAAUGCAGCCCGUAUUAACGGAAGUAGUGGUAUCAUUGAAUCUGUAGGUGGGCAACAGCAGCGGUCCACUUCGCCACCCCAAAAUUCCAUGCAGGAAACGGAUGGCACCCCCAGUGUACCCACUACCGCCAGUGUUGUUGCAAAUGCAAACCACAGCGUCGCCGCUACCACCAAUAACAAUAACAACAUCGGCCACCUCGGGAGCGCGAAUCUGAACAGCCACCACCAUCACCACCAUCACUACCAUGGCAACUCUGGCCUGACCCACCCUCAGCACCACCAUAACCACAACCCAGCUGGCGGCGCCAAGUCUCCUGAUGUCUCCAACCAGAACUCUGACCAGGCCAACGAGGAGUGGGAGACUGCCUCAGAAAGCAGUGACUUCACAGAGUUUCGAGAGAGAGACGGCGGAGGAGGCGGCAAAUCCUACUCCUCCUAUCACCACCACCAUCCUUCGGGUAGAGGAGGCGGAGGAGGAGGAGGAGGAGGAGGAGGUGGUGAGAGAGAGAUGACUACUAAAGAAUCGGCUGCCAACAAGAGGAGCUUCUCCAGUCAGCGUCCUGGAAUGGAGAGGCAGAAUCGAAGGGUCAGUGCUGGUGGCGGUGGAGGUAGAGGCUCCAGAGGCCCGCCAGGCGGUGGUGGCGGGCCAGGAGGUGUAGGUGGUAAUGGUGGGGCCAACCGUGGCGAGAGGCGUGGCAACUGGCCCUCUCCCAAAAACAGGAAGUGAAUCUCCUCCCCUUUUAAUUUGGAAACAUUUCGAAAGCAUCCCUCUUUUUCUCUGCCCACUCAUCUCUCAGUUCUCCUCCCCUAACAUAACCUUAUUAUGAUUAAUAUUAUUAUUAUUAUUAUUGUACAAGAUAUAGUGAAGAUGGUGUACACACUCAUUCUAGCUCCCUUGGUUUAUUGCUUUGUCUCU